This is a messenger RNA of Centruroides sculpturatus (bark scorpion), 1474 nucleotides long. RefSeq names its product U3 small nucleolar ribonucleoprotein protein MPP10-like. The transcript has 6 exons. The record is from RefSeq and is a predicted model, not a curated record. The annotation marks the transcript as partial. Lineage: Eukaryota; Metazoa; Arthropoda; Arachnida; Scorpiones; Buthidae. Gene Ontology annotation, cellular component: nucleus; Mpp10 complex; small-subunit processome. Gene Ontology annotation, biological process: rRNA processing.
UUCUCAAGCACAGCAUUCUGUAAACUUCAGGAAAGUUGCAAAAACUUUAUAUGAUCUUGGAAAAUGUUCAGAACCUGUAACAAAACAUGUUAUUAAAUCUGCUUUACAAAGAUUAGUAAUAAAAGAUUUUGAUGAGGAGCAGAUCUGGCAACAAAUUGAAUUACAAAAUAAGCCAUUUCUUAGUCAUUUAUCAAAGAAUAUUUCAAUAUUGUCUAAGUCUCAUACUGCUAUUAAAUUAAGAAAUAUACCACAUGAAACCACUGAAAAGAAAGAAAAAUUAUUAAAUAAACUUGGAAAAGAAAAGGUGAAAAGUAGAAGUUCAAAGAAAAAUGAAAUUAAGAAAGUUAGAUUUUUGCCAUCAUUAUCAACAUCUAUUGUUGAUGAUAAGUUCUUUAAAUUAUCAGAACUUGAAGAAUUUUUAAAUAGCGAAGAUUUAAAAGAAUCUAAAGAACAGAGUGAUGAUGAUUCAUCAGAUGAAGAUUUUAUUGAUUACUUUGAAGAUAUCUCAUCAGAUAGUGAUGAUGAAAUAUCAGCUCGAAAUGCUACAUAUAAAGAUUUCUUUGAUAUGCCAAAUAAUGAAGAUAUUCAAGAAGAGGAUAAAACUGAAGAUUUUCAAAUAGAGCAUGAUAAUGCAGAGGAAUAUGACACUGAUGAAGCCCAGGAACAGGAUGAUAAUCCAGAAGAAGAAGAUGAUGAUGAUGAUAUGCCAUCAGAAUCUGAUCAAGAAGAAUCUGAAGGAGAAGAAUUGGAAAAUAAUGAUAUGUAUGAUACAAGAGAUGUGGAUGAUGAAGAAAUGAAUGAUAUAAAAGAAAGUAAAAUAGAAUCUGUAAUAUCAGAUGAAAGUGAUAAUGAAGAUGAAAAAGAUGAACCUGACUUAACAGUUAAAUCAACUUAUCAGAAAGAACAUGAAAAGACUGAAGAAAAAGAAAAAGAAUCAGAAAAACACCAGAAUAUAAAAAAGGCAAUGGAUUCUUUAUUUUUAAAAUUGGAUGCUCUCUCUCAUUUCCAAUUUCAUCCUAGACCGCCUGUUCCCGAAAUUAAAAUGGUUAAUAAUAUACCAGCAAUAACAGUUGAAGAAGCUAUACCUGAAGGUGUAAGUGAUGCUGCGUUAUUAGCACCUGAAGAAAUAAAAAAGAAAAUUAAAGGUGAAUUGAAAGCAAAGACAGAAAGAGAUAUUACAGAUAAGAAAAGAGAAAGAAGAAAGAAAAAGCUUAAACAAAAAUUUAAGAGCAAACAGAAACAGAAAAAUAAAGAAAAAUUAGAUCUUGACAAAAAAGUGUCUAAAAAGAAGAAAAAACAAGGAAAAGUUUUAUUAGAGGUAAUGUUGAUUCACUAUAAGUACUUUAUUAUUAUUAUUUUUUCUUUUUUACACUGUCUCAAAAGCUUAUUUACUAAAUUCUCUAAGAGAAGUUUACUAAAUUCUCUUAGUAUAAACUCAGCUGUUUGUUUAGCAUUGUGAAUAAUUGAUGAUUGA